UUUUGCAAAUCCGCUUCGUCCAGCACAUGGCGUACUACAGCAGUAGGCGGCGCCGCCACACGGCAGCAGCGUGCUUCCUUCUCUCGGGUCAAGCCGAGGAUAAACCGCCAGCGACGCCAUGGCCGCGCCAGCGAUGCCGAGGCCGUCGCUGAUCCUGCCGCGUGCCUCCUCGCACGCCCACUCCCAACCCACCGCCGCCGGUCUCACCUCCGACCGCGUCGCCGCCUCCCACCGCCGCCGCGGCGACUUCGUCUUCGUCGUCAACCCCUCCGGCGCCAAUGGCCGCACGGGCAAGCAGUGGAAGCAGCUGCUCCCCCACCUCCGCACCCGCCUCGAGGACCAGUGCAACAUUUGCGAGUGCAUCACUUCGGGCCCGUCCCAUGCCAUAGAUGUCACAAGGGAGGCUAUAAAGAAUGGGGCUGAUGCCGUGGUCGCUGUUGGUGGCGAUGGUACGCUUCAUGAGGUGGUGAAUGGCUUCUUUUGGAAAGGAAGUCCAGUGCGUGCUCUAGAUCGAGGGCCUGACCAUUCAACAGCGCUUGGUCUCAUUCCACUUGGAACUGGAUCAGACUUUGCUCGGACAUUUGGCUGGACAAAUGAUCCUCGUGACGCGAUCGAUCGAAUCGUGAGAGGAGUAAAAUCAAAACUAGACAUAGGCAUGAUGGAGGGUCCAAACAGAGACCCACACUUCUUUGUUAAUGUUGCUGAUAUUCAUUUGAGUGCUAAGGCAGGCUAUUUUGCUUCUAUGUACAAGAGAUUUGGCAACUUAUGCUAUGUCUUUGGAGCUUUAAAAGCCUUUUGGGGACAUAGUAAUCGAGAUCUGAGAAUAAAGGUUAAUGGGGGAGAAUGGAGAACCGUCCACAAAGUCACCGCCCUAUGCAUAGGAAAUGCCAAGUACUUUGGCGGUGGUAUGAAGAUCACUCCAACAGCUGAUCCCUUUAGCGGCAACCUUGAGGUUGUUAUUCUUCAAGAUUUCAAAUGGUACGACUUUCUUCUGAAGCUACACAGGCUGUAUGGAGGCACACAUCUCUCAGUGAAUGGUGUGUCGUCAAUAAGAGUUGAGUCAAUCGAAGUAGUGGAGGUGACGCCUAAUGGUGAUAUCUUUGUGCAGUCUGAUGGAGAGCAUUUCGGCUUUCUGACAACCAAAUUUUCAGUUCUUCCUGGUGCAGUUAAUUUCUUCUGCUAGAUCACUAUGCUCCUUCCUGUUGGACUGACAGAAGAUGCAUGAUUCUUGGUCAACUCGCUCCGUGUACGCAGAGUAGCUCAUAAGGUUCAAAUUGGUUAUACUGUUUUGAAAUGAUAUGCCAAUCGAGUUGCUCCACUCAUCUUCUGGCAGUACAUGAGACAAGUUUUGCCGUUCUGUAGCACGCCAGCACGUAGUUAGUGUACUUAAUGCUGCACACCAUGCUCGAGUUACCGCUGUUCGUAGACUGGCCGUAAAAAAUUGAUGACGGCAGGUGCACGAGUGCAUUUAACUGUUGGAUUAUUCUAGCAGCAAUGUAAAUUUCACAGUGAGUUUGUGACCUCCUAUACCAUGUGGCAAUAAUACUGUUUGCCUGUUGCUCAACAACAGGAGGGACAUGGUUAGCUGUAGUUUAAGUAUCAAGUUAAUGCAUUCCCAACUUCCAAUAUUA
Messenger RNA from Phragmites australis (common reed), 1631 nucleotides. Its product is annotated as sphingoid long-chain bases kinase 2, mitochondrial-like. Gene Ontology annotation, biological process: protein insertion into mitochondrial inner membrane; phosphorylation; phospholipid biosynthetic process. The transcript has 12 exons. Gene Ontology annotation, cellular component: TIM22 mitochondrial import inner membrane insertion complex. The coding region runs from base 119 to 1183 and encodes 354 amino acids. Lineage: Eukaryota; Viridiplantae; Streptophyta; Magnoliopsida; Poales; Poaceae. Gene Ontology annotation, molecular function: ATP binding; kinase activity. The record is from RefSeq and is a predicted model, not a curated record.